AUGGCCCUAUCCAAUAGGAACGGACCUGUCAAUAAGAAUUUACCCUACCUUACCCACCAGACGCCUCAGGUCAAUGGUGAACAAAGGUCCAAUGGUUAUCCUUCUGGCCUCAAGGAGAUCAAGCCAGAAGUGCGCAACACCACGGAUGUCGCCACAAAUGCGGAACCAAUCGCCGUAGUUGGCUUUGCCUUGAAAUUUCCUCAGCAAGCAUCUACCCCUUCUGCCUUUUGGGACCUCCUCACUCGUGGUGCUUCGGCUCGCACCGAGGUACCCGUGGACCGGUAUAACGCGGAAGCAUUCUAUAGAUCAAAGACCAAUGGCCCCAAGGCCGGAACUAUUAGGACAAAGUACGGACACUUUAUUGACGAGCCUCUGGAUCGCUUUGAUGCGCCCUUCUUCUCUAUUACACCCCACGAGGCAGAAUGCAUGGAUCCACAGCAGCGUUGGCUCUUGGAAACAACAUACCAUGCUUUAGAGAACGCCGGCCUGUCCCUCGAUCACGUGAAUGGCUCCAACACCUCUGUCUAUGUGGGCAGCUUUUAUAAUGACCACGAGACUAUGGUUCACAAGGACAUAGAAAUUCCGAACACUUACCAUGCCACCGGAAGCGCAAGUUCAAUACUAGCUAAUCGUGUCAGUUGGUUCUACAAUCUCAAUGGCCCCAGUGUAGCAGUCAACACAGCCUGUAGCGGCAGCUUGGUUGCUCUUCAUCUGGCAUGCCAAAGCCUCCGUACAGGAGAAACAACCAUGGGUCUCGUCUGUGGCAGCAACCUCAUAUUUGCCCCUGAGAAUACGGCUGGCCUAUCCAAUCUGAAUUUCCUGUCGCCAGACGGAAAGUGCUUCGCCUUUGAUGAACGUGCAAACGGCUAUGCCCGCGGUGAGGGUAUCGCUAGCUUGGUCAUCAAGCCGCUCUCAUCCGCUAUUCGGGAUGGAGAUACCAUCCGGGCUGUUAUUCGGGGGACCGGGGUAAACUCAGACGGCCGAACGCCAGGAAUCUCUCAACCAAGUAGCGAGGCUCAAAUAUCCUUGAUGCGUGGCGUAUACAGCCGCUUUGGCUUAGACAUGUCCCGCACGCGAUACUUCGAGGCACACGGAACCGGAACGGCGGUGGGGGACCCGCUGGAGGCCGAGGCCAUUUCAACCGUGUUCAAUCAAUCUCAACAACGUGAUAGCCCCUUGUAUGUUGGUGCAUUGAAAUCGAAUAUUGGGCACCUCGAGGGCGCGAGCGGUCUCGCAGGCGUAAUCAAAACAAUUCUCGUCCUCGAGAAUGCAUCGAUCCCACCGAACAUCUGGUUUGAUCGAGUGAAUCCGGCUAUACAGGAAGAAUGGGGCCUUUACUUCCCCACUCGACAGGUUCCAUGGCCGGGCGAGGGCUUGCGUCGCGCUUCCGUGAACUCCUUCGGCUUUGGUGGGACAAACGCUCACGCAGUUAUUGAUGAUGCAGAAUCUUUCCUCGAGGAACACAACCUUCAGGGGAAUGUGCAUUUGCGGACCCGAAAAUCACCGAUCAGAGCUGUAAUAGGUACCCAAACAUCGAAAUUGCUCAUAUGGUCUGGUUAUGACGAAGGCGGCAUAAAGCGUCUUCGUGAAGCUUACAACUCAUACUUUCAAAGAAGAACACCCAAUGAAGCAAAGGAAGACGUCGAGUAUCUCGAAAAUCUCGCCGGUACGCUGUCUCAGCGCCGCUCUCAUCUCCCGUGGCGGACUUUCUCCGUCUGCAAUGGACCUAAGAAUCUUCGCAACCUAGACUUCGCCACCGCCAUCAGAGUGAACCCAAAACUGCGAGUCUGUUUCGUGUUUACUGGACAGGGUGCGCAGUGGCCAAACAUGGGAAAAGAACUCAUGUCUCACGUCGUUUUCCGACAAAGUCUUGAAGUUUCCGAUGCCGUACUUCACGAGAUUGGUUGCCAAUUUUCUCUAUACGACGAGUCUCAUACUAGCAAGUCCUCUGAAAUAGAUCGCCCGGAAUUCUGUCAGCCGCUCUGCACAGCUAUCCAGAUUGCUUUGAUUGAGUUGCUUGCCCAUUGGGGCAUCGAACCCUUCGCUGUGGUCGGCCAUUCUUCUGGCGAAGUCGCUGCUGCAUUCUGUGCGGGUAUCAUAUCUAAAACCCAUGCCCUCGAACUGGCUUUCUUCCGCGGCGUCGCUGUGGCGGCGACAAUACAAACUGAUCUCCAUCGUGGAGGGAUGAUCGCGGUUCGCAUGUCGCCUGAUAAAUGCGAAGCAACACUUUCCAAUGCCGCCAGCUCCAGGAAAUCCAAGCAUGGCGCGCUCCGAGUUGCGUGCUACAAUAGCCCGCAAAAUCUGACUCUAUCCGGCGAUGAUAGCGAGAUCGAUAGGCUAGAGCAGUUGCUGCAGGCGGAAAAUAUCAUGGCGAAGAAGUUGAAUGUCGGUAUCGCCUAUCAUAACGCGGAACACAUGCAGACAGCGGCGAACCUCUAUCGGGCACUCAUUCAAGACUCACAUUAUAACAAAAACAACGCUGAUAAAUCACGAAAGCCACGAUGUUUCUUCAUGUCUAGUGUCCGCGGAACCCAGUUCGGACCUGAAUCUGAUGCUGCGGAGAUUGCCGCGCCGGACUACUGGGUCGACAACCUUAUCUGCCCGGUUCGGUUUACAGAUGGAAUGCGCGGCCUCUCUUCUCUGUUGAAUAUAGAGGAGGCCAAAAACGAUACCCAUUUCGUUGAAAUUGGGCCACAUUCGACAUUGAAGUCCGCGAUUAAGGAAAACCUCCCUAUGGGUUGGAACGUAGAGAAAUGUUACUCUUCAGUGCUUUCCAGGGAGCAACCCGCAAUCGGCACAGCAUUGACUAUGGCGGGUAGGCUUUACUGCCUAGGCUACCCUGUCGACGUUGCAGCAGUCAAUAGUAAUUCUCCAAAAUCGAAGCCGGAGCGCAAGGUCCUGGCAGAUCUCCCUCAAUAUCCGUUUGACCAUUCAAGACAGUACUGGCUGGAGAGCCGCGCUAGUACAGGGUACAGAAAUCGCAGGUUUCCCCAUAACGAUCUUCUCGGCACUCCCGUUUCUGAUUGGAAUCCCCUCGAGGCCCAAUGGAAUAAUAGGAUUGUCCUGGAAGAAAAGGCUUUUGUCAAAGACCACAAGGUCUCUGGAGCCUGUGUCUAUCCGGCAGCCGGCAUGCUAGUGAUGGCCAUUGAAGCUGCGCGGCAGCUUGAAAACCCCAAACUUCACCCGAAAGGAUACCGUUUCGAGAACACUGUGUUCAGUAAAAGUAUUAUGGUGCCUGAGACUAACCGUGGAGUGGAAACACAAUUUUUCCUACGUAAGGAUGAAGAACGCAGCCACCAGAUUGCCACUUGGUACGACUUCCGCCUAUGCUUGUACGAAUUUGGAGAAUGGGCCCAAUGCUGCCGCGGCUCUAUUGCUGUAGAGUACCGAUUGACUGAUCCGGACUCUCACCGACGUGUCGCUGAACAGCACACACAAAUAUCACAGUCCUGCCGUUCCUCAGUGGUGCGCGGCGAUUUCUAUACCCAUUUGCGGAACUCAGGUCUCGACUAUGGCCCAUUUUUCCAGGCGGCCGACCAGAUCCGUUGGGGAGAUGGGAGUCAAGGCAUUGGAGACGUCGAUAUCCAGCAAUGGGUUGCCCUAAGCAAAACUGGAUCCCAGUCUCCGUGCCUUAUUCAUCCUGCUGCGUUGGAUUGCAUCAUCCAAAUUGCCUUUCUGGGCAUAGCUCAAGGUGGCCAGAAACAUAUCCCUACACUCGUGCCCACGGGAGUGAAGGAACUCUGGAUUUCAGCCGACGUCUCGCGACACAACUAUCGUGACUCUGUCGUCCAAGUCUCUGCGCAAUCCUAUCCGAAUGGAUCACGAAACCAUACGGUAAACUACACAUCUCUCUGGAAGGACAGCGAGCGACCCUUCUUAGUCGGUGACCUCACUCUCACAUCUAUCGGAAGCGAGAGUCCUGUCACCAAGAAGAAUGAAUAUCCUGUCUCACUUUACCACGUGGAUUGGAAACCUGACGUCAACCUUCUCUCGUCUAAUUCGAAGUCCUCAGCCGUCCUCUCAUGUCAGGCGCAGCCUCAACCCCAGGAGUCCGAAAGGGUUUCCCUCACCGAAGACACAUGCUUUCUCGCUAUCUUAGAAGUCCUGGAGGCGAUGGGCGAUGCGAGAUUGACGUCUCCGGCACAACCCGCACAUUAUCAGAAGCAUCUAGAGUGGAUGCGACAUCAGGUUAACUUGAGGCAAGGAUCCGAUUCCUGGAAGUCGUUGCUCGCUACAAAGAAGAAUGGUCCUGAAGCCCGAGAGCAACUGUGGAAAAAGGUAGAAUCCUUCGGACCAGAGGGAAAGUUGAUUGUCAGGCUCUCCAGAGUGCUGCUACCAAUCAUGCGAGGCGAGGUAGAUCCUUUGCAAGUUCUCUUCUCCGACGAAACACUGCCGGAUUAUUAUCGCUGCGAAAAUCCUCCUCCCGAAGUACAGAAUGGUAUUCAAAAAUAUGUCGAUUGGAUGGCCCACAUGAAUCCUCACAUGAAGGUGCUAGAAAUCGGUGCCGGGACGGGAGGCAUGACCAAGGUGGUUCUAGACGCACUUGGAGGCAAAAUCGCCGAGCUUGGUGACGAGGAAUAUGGCGAAGAAGCGCGAUUCUCAGAGUAUAUGUUUACGGAUAUAUCUCCCGCAUUCUUUGGUGCGGCUAAGAAGAACUUUGGCAGGGACGGAUUUUUGUGUAAAACCUUGGAUAUAGACAGGGAGCCCAGAGACCAAGGUUUCGAAGUGGGCUCGUAUGAUCUAGUCGUCGCCAGUAACGUUCUCCACGCUACGCGAUGCUUGUCCACGACGCUCAACAACACAAGAAAGCUUCUGAAACCUGGCGGCAAACUGAUUCUCGUCGAGGGCAUUAGCCCGAAUUUGAUGAGGACGUCUUUCAUUUUCGGGCUCCUACACGGAUGGUGGCUCUCAACCGAAUCGUUCCGGGAAUGGGGUCCACUAGUCCCAGCCAACAAGUGGGACGAACUGCUCCGGAAGAACCGCUUCACAGGAACCGAUCUCGUUAUUGACGGUGCAGACCCGGCGUCCUGUUUGAGUAGUGCGAUUAUCUCGGAUGCUUGUCCGGACCAACUAGUCAACGGAGAGAAGGCUUCCAAACCCAGUUUGGUAAUUUUGAGGACAGAAGCAUCAACUCUGCAAGACUCGAUAGCCUCGUCAAUUCAGGACCUGGCAGAAAAAGCGGGGCUGCAAGUCACCAUAACAAGCGCAGACUCUCCUCAUGGGAUUUCUGGAUCUACUUGCCUCUUUCUUCAGACGAUGGAUCGAUUUUCCUUCCAAAAUCCGGUAGAGAAGGAGUUCGAUAACCUGAAAAAGGUCUUUCGAGACGUGGAAGAGCUACUCUGGGUGACGCAACGAAGUAGCUCAAAUACUGAUACGCUCGAACAAGACGCUAUCAUUGGGCUUUCUCGUUCUAUACUCUCAGAAAGCGAAGGCCUUCGAACUGUCACCCUCGCACUGGAAGAUGUGAAGAACGUGCAACGGGUUUCGCAGCAUGCUUGGACAGUACUACACAACUACUUCAGGACUACUCCGGCUGUCCUGACGAGGGGCUACAGCGAAGAGAUCGCGGAGAUAAACGGGUCACUCUGCGUGAGUCGACUGCUACCAGCGAAAAAUCUCCAGCUUCACAUCGAAUCCAAGGAGACGCCAUUAGGAUUUGACCUAGAUACCUCUUACAAUCCUAUUGUUGGCGAUGACGACGUCGAGAUCGAGACAAAAGCUAUUGGUAUCCAAUCUGGAGGUUCUUCAAUAAACUGGGCCCAGAUAUCUCGCUCACCCAUCGGACGUGAAUACGCCGGAGUUGUCACUCAAGUGGGCAGAAAUGCAAAACAACUCUUCCAAAUUGGUGCUAAAGUCCUUGCCCUUUCGAACACUGGCAAGGUAAGAUCUCGGAAUCGAUUUCCCGCGUAUUUAACGCACAAGAUCCUCGACGGCAUUGAUUUCGAAGAAGCUGUUGCCAUGCCUUUCAGUUUGAUUGCGGCAUACGAUACGCUUACGAACUGUGCACGGCUUCGGAAAGGGGAAUCAGUUCUUGUCCACGACGGAUCCAGCGCACUGGGCCAAGCUGCCAUUCAGCUCGCCGUUCUCGCAGGCGCAGACGUCUUCGUCACAGUUGCAACAGAGCAAGAGGUCAAUCUGGUCUACGAUCUAUGCCGGAUUCCCGUGUCACACAUUUUCUGCCGUAAGGCUAGUACCUAUUCCAAGGAUAUCAGACGACUCACUGGUGGUUGCGGCGUUGAUCUAGUGUUCAGCUCCCUGGACAGCGAAGGACUUCGGACAUCGUGGGAGUGCGUGGCGUCUUAUGGCCGCGUCGUUGAGGUAGGGAGUCCAAAUGAGGAUGCCUCAAGCGUGGGUUCGUUACCUGUUCCAAAAGAUCUGAAGAAGAACGUCUUCUUUGCACGCGUAGACCUCAUUGAUCUCUUCCAGGAUCGAGAGAGGAUUACUAGGGUGUUCUCUACCGUGAUGGACAUGAUUGAGAAGAAGAAGAUUGUGUCACUAGGACACCCCAACGUCUAUUCUGCGUCUCAGUUCAUUGACGGCUUCCAGGACGUAGACAGCCGGAUGUCCUCGUGCAAGGUCGUAGUGUCUUUUAACUCGGAGAACGAUGCGUCAACUCUCAUAGCAUCGAAAAAUCUUCCUUUCGAUGCACAGGCGACAUACCUCAUUACAGGUGGUCUCGGCGGUCUAGGAAGAAGUAUUGUAAAAUGGAUGGUAUCUGAAGGCGCUCGAAACCUCAUCCUACUCUCUCGGCAAGGGGGAGAAAGCGAGAACUCAAAGUCGUUCGUGGACAGUCUCAAAGCUUCCGGUAUUUCCGUUUUCGCGCCCAAGUGCGACAUUAGCGAUGAGGAGGUGGUACGUGAAGUCCUGCAGCAAGCUCAAGAACGCAUGGCCCCUAUCAAAGGCUGCAUCCAAGCAUCCAUGGUUCUGAAGUCCGCAAUGUUCCAAAACCUAUCUCUAGACCAGUGGAACGAUACGCUUAAGUCCAAAGUCCAAGGCUCCAUCAAUCUCGAAAAGCACCUUCCAACGGACCUCGACUUCUUCAUCUUCCUCUCCUCCGUAUGCGGCAUCAUCGGAGCCAGCGGCCAAUCCAACUACGCCUUCGGGUGCGCCUAUCAAGACGCGCUAGCACGAUACAAAGUCGCCAUGGGAAAAAAAGCCGUCUCCAUUGACCUGGGCAUCGUUGAAGGAGUAGGCUACACGGCCGAACACCAAGGCGCUGACAAAUUCAUGCGGUCGCUCGGCAUGCAGCCUAUCCCCGAAGACUACAUUCAUGCGUUGCUAGCCUACUACUGCGAUCCAAGCCGUGAGAUCAAAGAGUCCAGGGAAGCUCAGCUUGUUGCUGGUAUCAUGACCGAAGAAGAGAUGCACCGCAAAGGUGUUGUCCGGCCGAAAUUCUUUUCUCGGCCUUUGCUUAGGCAUCUAAAGCGCCCGAACCACGCGGUUGAGAAAGGCCCAGUUCUUCAAGCUGCGACUACUGAUGCGACCCCGAGUCCCGCUACGGCGAAGCCUGAAUCUGCUAACACUCCGACGCACACUCAGUCUGCUGCGAGCAAGGCAAUCUGCGGAAGACUGUCUGAUAUGAUUGCCCUCAGCAUCGAGGACAUCGAUCCGGAUAAGCCGUUGCAUGCGUUUGGAGUGGAUUCUUUGGUGGCGAUUGAAAUGCGGAGUUGGUUUAAGGAGACGCUGCAGGCUGAUGUUCCUGUCUUCGAUAUUUUGAGCAAUCUCUCUAUUGAUGCGUUGGCGGCGAAGGCUGUGGGCGGCAAGUAGGUUCAGGAAACCAAGGAGGUGGGUCCCGCUGGACUAACAGUCGAAACGUCACGUGAUCUGGAAG
Messenger RNA from Mytilinidion resinicola, 7831 nucleotides. RefSeq lists its product as uncharacterized. Gene Ontology annotation, molecular function: phosphopantetheine binding; oxidoreductase activity; fatty acid synthase activity. The record is from RefSeq and is a predicted model, not a curated record. Lineage: Eukaryota; Fungi; Ascomycota; Dothideomycetes; Mytilinidiales; Mytilinidiaceae. The transcript is spliced from 9 exons. Gene Ontology annotation, biological process: secondary metabolite biosynthetic process; fatty acid biosynthetic process. Bases 1 to 7767 code for a protein of 2588 amino acids.